Gallus gallus (chicken) is the source of this 5092-nucleotide messenger RNA. RefSeq names its product DnaJ heat shock protein family (Hsp40) member C3 (gene DNAJC3). Gene Ontology annotation, biological process: protein folding in endoplasmic reticulum. Gene Ontology annotation, molecular function: misfolded protein binding; protein-folding chaperone binding. The record is from RefSeq and is marked validated. Bases 82 to 1596 code for a protein of 504 amino acids. Lineage: Eukaryota; Metazoa; Chordata; Aves; Galliformes; Phasianidae. Gene Ontology annotation, cellular component: endoplasmic reticulum. The transcript has 12 exons.
AGCGGCGCCCACGACCCUCCCCGCACGAGUCGAAGCCGUCGGGCCGGGGCGCCGCCACUGCGGCCGCGGGCGUCGGCGGCGAUGGUGUCAGCCGCGGCCUCUGCCGGCCGCUUAGGCUCCGCGUUGCCCUUCCUGCUGGUGCUCCUCGAUCUGCAGUACCAGGGGGCUGAGUGUGGAAUAAAUGCCGAAGUAGAAAAACAGCUUGAAAUGGGGAAGAAGUUAUUGGCUGCUGGACAACUAGCAGAUGCCCUGUCUCAUUUUCAUGCAGCUAUAGAGGGAGACUCUGAUAACUACAUUGCUUAUUACAGAAGAGCCACAGUGUACUUAGCCAUGGGCAAAUCUAAAGCAGCAAUUCGUGACUUAAGUAAAGUGGUUGAAUUAAAGCAGGACUUCACAUCCGCAAGAUUACAGAGGGGCCAUCUACUCCUCAAGCAAGGAAAAUUUGAUGAAGCAGAAGAUGACUUUAAAAAUGUGCUCAAAUCCAAUCCCAGCAAUAAUGAGGAGAAAGAAGCCCAAACUCAGCUGACAAAAUCUGAUGAGCUUCAGCGCCUGUAUUCACAAGCAUUGUCUGCAUACCGGCAAGAGGAUUAUGAAGCUGCAAUUCCUCUUCUUGAUGAAAUCUUGGCAGUUUGUGUUUGGGAUGCAGAGCUACGGGAACUUCGAGCUGAGUGUUAUAUAAAGGAAGGGGAGCCAAGCAAAGCAAUUAGUGACUUGAAAGCUGCUGCCAAAUUAAAGAGUGAUAACACCGAAGCCUUCUAUAAAAUCAGCAGAAUAUAUUAUCAGCUGGGGGACCAUGAAUUAUCGCUCAGUGAAGUCCGGGAGUGUCUGAAGCUUGACCAAGACCAUAAGCAGUGUUUCUCUCUUUAUAAACAAGUAAAGAAACUCAAUAAGCAGAUUGAGUCAGCGGAGGAAUUCAUCAGAGAAGGCAGAUAUGAAGAUGCUAUCAGUAAAUAUGACUCUGUAAUGAAAACUGAGCCAGAUGUCCCAGUUUACGCUACUCGUGCCAAAGAAAGGAUCUGUCACUGUUUGUCAAAGAAUCAGCAGGCUACAGAAGCCAUAACAGUUUGUACACAAGUUCUGCAGCUGGAACCAACCAAUGUGAAUGCCCUGAAGGACAGAGCAGAAGCUUAUUUGCUGGAAGACCUUUAUGAAGAAGCUAUUAAAGACUACGAAACGGCUCAAGCCAAUAGUGAAAAUGACCAACAGAUUCGAGAGGGGCUGGAAAGAGCCCAGAGGAUGUUGAAGCAGUCACAGAAGAGAGAUUACUAUAAAAUUUUAGGAGUAAAAAGAAAUGCUAGAAAGCAAGAAAUCAUAAAAGCUUACAGAAAGCUGGCGUCCCAGUGGCACCCUGACAACUUUCAGAGCGAGGAAGAAAAGAAGAAAGCAGAGAAAAAAUUCAUUGAUAUAGCAGCUGCUAAGGAAGUCCUUACUGACCCAGAAAUGAGGCGGAAAUUUGACGCAGGAGAGGACCCCCUGGAUGCAGAGAGUCAGCAGGGUGGGGGCAACCCCUUCCACAGGAACUGGAACACGUGGCAAGGAUUCAACCCCUUUGGUUCUGGAGGAGGACCAUUUACAUUCAAAUUUCACUUCAGUUAGAGCCAGGACUGUUUCAGGUGGCUGCUGCUGUUUUUUACUUAAUUUGUUCAAAAGAAUAAAAACUCUCUCAGUUCAAGACCCAAAAUCUUAAUUUCUAACGUUGUCCUUAACCCAGAGUCUUACUGCACUAGAAGAAAGCUACUUCUUUCUUUUAGUAUUUAAAGCAAAUUUGUGGUGAGCUUGAGAAGCUUAUAUUGGUUGGGGGGAGGUUGAAUGAAUAAGGGUUUUGUUACUGCCUAUAUAUUUGUUGUGGAUAUGCGGGAGAUGUUUUUUCCAUCCAUAGGAAUAAACAGUAAGAGGCUAUUUAGGACAACACUUAAAUGCAGCUUUAGGACUCAAGUAUAUGCUUACAGGUAAAAAUGCAUGUAAAUAUUUCUUUGAAUUGGGGCCUAAUAGAUGUGGAAAGGGUAGUUACAAUAGUCUCUACGUUAACAAAUUGUCAUUGUGCUCAGCAGAACGAUCCAUUUCUCAGUAUUCUUCAAAGGAAGCCGUCAUGACCACCCGUUGUAUUACUGUGGGCAGUGCCAUAGGGAGGGGAAGAGGCUGCAUACUGACUGAGCCCCAGCAAUCUCUUACAAAUAGGAUCACUUGCAAGUGAUGAUAUUGAAAAUGCCUGCUGACCUUAUUUAAAAAAAAAAAUCUGUUUUAUUUUUUUUCAAGGAGACUGUUGCUGUGAUUCCAAAUGUUUAAGCAUCACUUUUGAGGAGUUUGCACUUCAGCAGAGUAUUUGGUUGAGAUCUGGGCAAAGCAGCACAAUGUGACAUUCCCCCCCUGUGCAGCAGUCUGUUUCUUCUCUGUCCGUAAACUCUGAACCAGUGCAGGUUGUGAGGUGACUGUGAGUGAACUGCAGGAAUAAAGUGUGAGCUGUCGCCUUCCCCAUGUGGUACAACUUCCUUUCUGUCAGGUGGUGCCACGGUGAAUUAAUGGUGAAGUAGUUUGGAAGCCAUUUUAUGUUUUGUGUAACAGCCACCGUGCUGCAAAAACAGCUGCCCGUGUACCUGGUCUGAGUUUGCAUUGGCCAGAAGUCUCGGGUAGUUCUCUCUACGUGGGCAAAACUGAAGCAGUGCGAUGAUGGAACUGUGUGAGGUGGGAACUGUGUGAGGUAGGGCUGCAGCUGCUGCAGGUGAGGUGGUCUUCUCAUUCAUGUGUUGAAAUUACUGAUGAGUUUCACCAGCAGUUGCGUUCUUAGAAUGCAAAACAUUACAAUUCUUUAAUUGACUGACUGGAACUUUAACUGGAAAGCUAUAAUCAGUCAAUAGGGAUCUUCUCUCACUUCAGUUUGUGGCGUUUAAGAGCAUGAGCAACCUCAGUCAAACAAAGCAAAUGAAAUCUAUCUGAAAGUGUAUGCAUAUAUAUUUUUAAUUACUGUAGGUGCGGUUGCUUUUGAAGCACAGCCCUUUUCUGCUGCCUCAGGUACUUCACAGACCAAACGGUGGCUUUGGAAAGUGUUCUUUUUUCAACAGCAAUUUAAAGGCCGGCGUUUGGUCAGCAGAAAUUUAUCUUCAGGCUGAUGAAGAGUGCGUGUGGGGGUUUCCAGUAGUUGGUGGCACAAAAGCACUGCGGCAUCCUAUUAAAGUUCAGCAUCAGAUAUCUUCAAGUUGAAUGACUUAGAAGUUUGGCUUCUGCUUUUCACACUUCUGAAGCGUUUCUGUUUAAACUCAGUAGAGGAUGAUCAGGAUGCUGCUUGCGCCUUUGUGAGAUCACUGGGGCUCUUGUUGGACCAUGGGCCCAGGCAUAGGAGCUCACUGCACAGCCCAUGCCCAGAUACUGUGGUGCUGGCUGGUCCAGGCAGCUCUCCUACACGUGUUUUUGCUCACCAUGAGCAAAAGUUGAGUCCCAUUCUGAGCCACAGCCCCUGGUUGUGGUGCAGCAGAGCCAAGGGCCCAUGGCAUGCAGCUGUGUGGUGGUGUGCUGGCCGCUGCCUGGUGUCAGCAGUUCUACAGCAAGCAAGGUGGUACAGGAGGGGCUGGAUUAAAUACUCCUUAAUGAGCAGUGUAAUCGUUUGGUUGAUUUUGUAGUUAAAGCUGUGUUCAGCUGCAGGAGGUCACAGUAAAUACCACAGCUGGUCAGUCUGUGCUGGAGGAGUGCUACAAAUAGGACAUGUGGAAGGACUGCCCUCGUGCAGCUUUUUGUUCUUACCAUUCUUCCUCCUCUGUUUUAAAAGCUAUGGCUGAGAGAUUAAUUUUUUUUCUUUUUGGAUAGGAAUAAGCUGGUCCCUCGUAGGUAAACUGUUCAUAUAAGGAGUUGGUAUCAGUGCUGUGCAUAUUCCUUUCUCUAAUGCAGCAGAUGCUUCUGUAGUGUGGAAGCAGUCAGGAACAGAAAGGACUAUGUUUAAUUUGAUAUUUAAGUGGGGAAAACUGCCUAUUUUUUAGGGGGAAUGCUUGAAUCCAGUCAGUGGGAGACGAUUAAUGCUUGAAUGCUGUUCAUAGAUAUCUCUUGUCUUGAAAGAUGAAGAAGAAAAAAAGAUGACGAUGGAGAAUGAGGCUUUUCUGGUACCAAGCAGCUGCUGUUCACGCACACGUUAGCACCAGCGCUGCUAAGAGAGCAGAUGCUGGCUGUGAGCUCUGAGGUACUUCUGACAGCACAAAAAGACAACGCAGUGCCUAAAGAGAAAGGAGAAGCUGUUAGGAAUCAAGGAUUUUCAGAUGCAGCCAUGCAUUUCCUGACGUGACUUCAGCAAACGAGUGGUGGUACCACACUGAGCGCUGACAGCGCACGCCAUGUACGAGGAAGCCAAAUUCACCUUUUUAUUUAUAAUGGGUGUCUGUAGUGCAAUAAUGUUCAGUAACUGAACAUUGAAAUCAGCCUCGGUAGUUUGUGAAGCCUGAGAUGGCGCAUGAAGCAUCAUUACAGCAAUGGGCCUCUGUGGAGAUGCACACUUUCUAUGUUGAGUUGUCUUGCAGUUUGUCUCAACCACUUCCCAACUUGUUUUAUAAUGAAGGAGGGGAGCUGUGGCUUAUCUUGCUUUGAGGUAUGCUUAGUACUGAUGCGCUGUAAAUCAGUAUUAAACAGGAUGCAGAGUGAAUUAUAAACCUAAGAGCUUGGACUUGUGACAGAAAACCUGUUAGCUUAAAAAAAAAUACAUAAUAAAAGCAAAAGCUUGUUAUCAUUUCGGCCUCCAGAGCGGUGCUUGGAAUAAGAAUCACUCUUCUGUUUUGGGCUGUGAUUUGUAGGAGCUUUGCUGGGCAUCAGCCAGUAUAGCGGAGCAGGUUGGUUGUAUUUAAAAGUGCCUUACUGUAAGGUAUGGUUUGUUUGCUCUGUAAUACACACACUUGUCCAUAAAAGAAGAAGUACGGGAGAAUCUUCUCUUUGCCCACUGCAGAUUUUGAAGUAGCGGUUUUGUUUUAAGAAGGAUAAGUAAUGGUAGCCGGAGAUCUAUCAAAUGUCUCAAAUGAUGUCUUUAUAAAUCUAAAAAGCAAGAACUGUUUUUUUUCUAGAACGGUGGGAAUUAUUUUAUGGUAUUUUUCACAAUAAAGAUAUUUAUGAUGACAAGAAA